AUGGCUGCGGCGCGGCAGCGACGGCGGCGUCUCCCCCUGGCGUUGGCGCUGCUCGCCCUGGUGCUGGGUGCCCAGCCGCCCUCCUGCUGGGGCCAGGCUCGCCCGGACCGCCGUUUCGCCGAAUACAAGCGAUGCGUCGACCCCGAAUGCAGUAUGCUAAUGUGUCGAGGGAAGGCAGUAAAGGAUUUUAAAGGUCCAGAUUGUCGUUUUAUAGAUUUAAAAGAAGGUGAAUCAGUGUAUGUGUAUUAUAAAUUAACAGGAAGAACAAAUGAUCUUUGGGCUGGAAGUGUUGGAAAUAAAUUUGGAUAUUUUCCAAAGGAUUUACUUGAAAUAAACCAUAUCUAUACCCAUGAUGAGCUAGAAUUGCCAACAGAUGAAACAGAUUUUGUUUGCUCUGAUGAAGGCAAAGAUGAUUUUGACAAUUAUAAUGCAGAUGAGCUUUUAAAAAUAUCUGAGGAUAUGGUGACUAACGAUGCUGCAGCUGAGCUGAGUACUGAAAAGGAAGAUGAGAUGGAAGGGGAUGGUCCUACAGAGUCCAUUGAUCUGGAGGCAGAGGGGUUUGAAGUAGAGUCAGAAGAAGAAAAUGAGGACCAUGACAAAACGGGUGAAAAAGAUGUUUUUAGUUUUGAAAAGAAUAAGAAUGUAGAAGGAGCCUUUGAGUCCAAGAGUGAGAACCUUGCUGUAAGUAGCGAUACAGAUAAUCUUCAGGGAGACCAAAGUUCACAUCAGCCUUCAGAAGAAAUAUUGCAGGAAACAUUAAAAGUGCCAAAACAUGAAAGUGCCAAAAACACUAGCGUAUCUCAGGGUGAAGCCAAACAAUCAGAUUAUGGAGGCAGUGAUGAUGGGGCUUACACACUUCUACCCCAGGAGGUAUCUGAGGACUUGAAAACAAAAUUUGGCUCAACUGCAGAUGCCAUUGUGUCUGAUGAUGAGACAACUAGCCUUGUUACAUCGCUUGAUGGUGAUUUCAGGGAAGAUCUGGACAUUGACUCUUAUGAUACAGAGAAACUAGAAGAACCGAAGGAGCCAUCAGUAGAAAUCCCUUUGCUGUCCUUUACAGAACAAGAAAUAAAAUCUUCAGAAGACCCAGAAGCUGAAAAUAUAUCAUCCGAUGGUGUAUUUCAAUCAGAAACAAGUGAUGAUGAUGAUGAUGAUACUGGGGAGACUGCUGCCAAAUUCAUUCAUGAGAAAAAGGAUGACUCUGGAUUACUAACACAUUUAGGGGAUAAGUUUUUUGCAAUUGUCAGUGGAGGUGAACGAACAGUUGAUGAAACUGAAAGGGACAAGAUUGAUUUAGAAGAGGAGGAGGACGAAGAAGAAGAAGAAGAAGAAGAAGAAGAAAAAGGAGAAGAAGAAGAUGACAAUGAUAUGGCCCUAAUUAGCAAGAAGGAAAGUGCAAAAGAUGUGUUAACUUAUUCAGAGUCUUCAUCAGAAGAUGAUCCAAUUUCAUCAGAGCACGUGAUUCUUACAAAGAAGAUACAUAACUUAGAUAUUGGGGACCCCAAAGGGAAAAAAUAUAGAAUGCAGGACUAUGAGGAAGAACAUGAAAAAACUGAGGAGGAAUUGACUUCAGAUGAACAACUGCACAAUGUUGGUGCAUUUUCUAAUUAUGGAGAUGGCCAGCAACCCAAAGCACCCAUGGAAACAAAGGAAGAAACUUUAAAGCCACCCCAAGGUGACAGCAAAGAUGUCCCAGAAGGCCUUCCUUUUCACAAAAUAAUAAAAGAUAAGAAAAGAGAAGAGAAAUAUAUGGAGAAUGCCUUAGAAAAUGAUACAAAACACACAUCAUUAUGGGAAAAAAUAGACAAAGAUGGAGAGGAUAAACAGCCAAUGGACAUUGUACCAGACUUGCUAGAGGAACUGACCAAUGAAUCUCAAAGUGAUUUCGAUGAUGCUGAUCUCUUGGAAGAGAAAACAAAAUAUGAAACAAAGCAAGAUGGAGAAGAUUUUGAACUAAGAAAGAUACUCAGUAAUAAGAAGCAGUCAAAUGACUCUGCUAUGGAAAACAUUCCCACCAAGAAAGAUACUCAAAUGCCUAUUGAACGGUCUCAACAAGAUACUAUAAUCCAGGAUUUAGAAGAAAAAGAAGAGGAGGAGGAAGAUCUUACAAGUAGCAAGAAAACACAAAGGAAAAAGUCUGUUCUAGAAAAAUCCAGGAGUGCUACACAACAUAAAAAUCUGACUCAGCAAAACAUUGUUAACAAUGAAACGGAACACUUAGACAAAGUUACAGGUGGAGAGAAAUCACCCACAGAAGAACUCCAGUCUGUGGAGCUAGAAGCCGAAGGUUUCCUAGAAGAAACAGAAGAGUUACUACAAGAUGAAAAUGCUAUGAGUGCAAAAUUGUCUAAAGAGAAACUUUCAGAUGAACAAAGUUUCACAUUAGAUGUUGAAAGUGCAAACCCUUGGCUGCAAAUGCCAAAUGAUGCUAUUUCAAGUGCUGCUAAUCCUGUUGAUGAAACAGGAGAAGAAGCAAUAACAACACUUGAGCAGGCUAAGGAAGAAGAUGGCAUGGGAGAUUUGAAUGAGGAACAUGGAGGUUUGCAGAUGAAAGAGGAUUCUCAACUGAAGGAAGGUGAAGAGGAAAAGCACGAAGGAGGUGAUCCAACAAUAUUUCAUGAAGUGGAAAAUCCUCUGCUUGAGGAAAAAAGUCAAAUAAAAGAUAUACCUGAUAAAAUGUUAAGUAAUUUAAAUAUUUCUGAGUUAGAAGACAGGGAUGACUUUAAUCAAACAAAGGAGCAUCUCCCUAAAGAUUUUACCCAAAAAGGUCAUAAAGAGCUACAAAUGUCAACAGAGCAGACAGAAGAUAAACACCAGAAUUCCCAUGAUCCUAGAAGUGUAUCAGAAAACACAAAUGAAGCUGUAGAGCCAGAAUAUAGUUUGCCUGUGAGGCAGCUCAUUAUAAUGAAAGAAUUCCUUGAUGAAAAACGUAUUGCACGUUUACAAAAGUAUCUUGGGAAACAACAGGUUUUCAGGAUAGAAUCUUUGUUUCAUGAUAUGGAGAUGGAGCUGUUGCUUGCUCAGAACCAUAAUAACCAGAAAGACACUGAAAGGGCUUUGGACCAGAUCCUUGAAUCUUCAGAGUCCAAUAUUCUAGAUGUUCUGAACAAAGUUUUAGAUUCAAGGGAGGUAGAAAAUAAAGAAGAAGUGAUCAAGGAAAUGGACUUGUUUGAUGAAGAAGCUGCCUUAAUGGAUGAUAUUCAGGAACUAAUGUAUUCAUUAAGGCAAAAAUACUCUCCAGUUAGUGAGAGUGCUCCACUUGCAUCCCUUCCAGAACCUGAGAUGGACUCCAGUGAAACCAGCACAGCUAAUGCAAAACAAAGUGAACAUGACACACAUGUUGUAGAAAGCCCAGCUGUGACCAGAGAUCAAAAGGUUUUACACAAUGUAGAGCAGAUGUCAAAAAAAGAAGAAAUUCUUCAGCUGGAUCAGCCAAAAGAAGAUGGGAUUAUUUUGGCAGAGACUGGAAUUUUGGAUGAAACAGUGAUCAAGGAUAUCCUUGAAAAUGACCAAAGAAUGCCAAAUGUGGAUACAGCCCUCGGAUCAGUUGAUUCAGGAACUGAGAGAGACUUUAUGGCAGGUCUAAUUAUUGGUAAGGAUAAUGCAAUGGAAGAAAGUAAUAAUCCACCAGAAGCAGAUACUUCUACUUCCCAUAUUGCUUCCUUGGAUGCAGUCCUAUUAGCUAAGGAAAAUAUGCGGCCGUUCACAGAGAUCCUGGUUUCAACGCUACCUGAAGACAUGCAGCCUGGCCCCGAUUUCCAUGGAGUUCCUUGGGAGCCCAUAAUCAUCACUGUCCUUGUGGGAAUUGCUACACUUGCUAUUUUCCUUUGGAGAACCUGCUUAUCUGUAAAAAGUAGAAUGUAUCAAGUGACGGAAAAACAGCUUGUUGAAAAAAUUAAGACUCUUCUAAAAGAAAAGACAGAAAUCUUAGAAAAGAUGUCAGAGUAUGAUCAGAAGAUAAAGGAAGCAAAGGAAUCUGUGAAAGAAGCCCAGAAGCAAAACACAAAUCUUUCAGAUGAAACUGCAGGGCUUAAGGACACAGUCAGGGGGCUUAAAGAAACAAAUCAUCUUCUAGAUGAUAGAGUAAAAAACUUAAACACCAUGCUAGAAAUGGAGAGAGACCACAACUUGAAGAAACAGGAAGAAAUGAUAGAAGCACAGAAGUCUCUAGAAAAACUCCAAGAAGCCAUCACAUUACAUUCUGUGGAGCUUUCAGAGGUACAGAUAGCUCUCAAUGAAACUAAAUUAAGUGAAGAAAAAGUGAAAUCUGAGCUACGUCGUAUGCAAGAAGAGAAUGUAAGACUCAAGAAGAGUAAGGAGCAACUGUUUCAAGAAGCAGAAGGCUGGAGUGAGAGGCAUGCUGAGUUCAGCGAACAGAUAAAGUUAUAUCAGAAGUCACAAAAAGACAUUGAAGAAGCACUUGCCUAUAAAGAUAAUGAAAUUGAGGUUUUGACUAACUGCAUUAUGCAACUGAAGCAGCUUGAUGCAGAUUCUGAGUCAGAAGGCAAGAGGGAUGAAGGAAUUGAUCUGGCCAACGGAGAGAUCUCAGAUACCAGGAAUGAAAAGAUGAAGAAUCAGAUUAAGCAGAUGAUGGAUGUUUCAAGGGUAAAAACAACAUUAUCUAUCAUUGAAGAAGAAAGAGAUCACUUACGUUCCAAGCUAAGUGAUGAAGUAGCAGCAAGGCAUGAAUUAGAAGAGCAAAUCAAGAAGCUGGAACAUGAUUCCUGUUCCUUGCAGACAGCAAAAUCUCAGCUAGAAAGUGAAGGUAAAACCCUGCAACAAAAAGUAGAGAUUCUCAAUGAACUUUAUCAGCAGAAGGAGAUGGCACUUCAAAAGAAGUUGACGCAAGAAGAGUAUGAGCGUCAAGAGAAGGAGCAAAAGCUCUCUGCUGCAGAUGAAAAAGCAAUCCUGGCUGUUGAAGAAGUGAAAGUUUACAAACAGAGGAUUCAGGAAAUGGAAGAAGAAUUGCAAAAAACAGAGCGGUCUUACAAAAAUCAGAUUGCUACCCAUGAGAAGAAGGCCCACGACAACUGGCUCAUAGCACGUUCUGCAGAGAGGGCAUUAGUUGAAGAAAAAAGGGAAGCAGCCAACCUGAGACAAAAGUUAAUAGAGGUGAAUCAAAAAAUAGACACAUUUCAGAGACCAAUAAUUGUGAAGCCAACUGCUGGCCGGCCAGACCAUCAAGUCCCUCCUCGCAGAGGUCCAUUAAGUCGAGAUGGAUCUUUUGGGCCUUCACCUGUGAGUGGUGGAGCUCCUUCGCCACCACUGAUGAUGGAACCCCCUGGGCGGCCCCUUUCUGCCAAUCCAAGGGAAGGCUCAAGAGAUACCACUAUGAUUGAUGGGCCUCCAGUCCCAAGGAGGCAUCCUGAGCUAUCUGGAAGAAUGUCUGCUCCAGAUCUUGGUCCUGCUGUAGCAGCCUUAAUCAACUGUGGGCCAAGAACAUCCUCUCCUUCUUCUGCCAUAAUGGAUGGAAUGCAAAACCCUCCCAAAGAGCAUGAAGCCCCCAGUGUUUCUGCUGUUUCAACUUCAGCUGCUGAAGCAACUGCAGUUAACAUAGGUUCUAAAGGCCCACCAUCUUUCCCGGGUGGACCCAUGAUGCCAUCCCCAGCAACUGGACCUUUGCCACCUCCAGUUCGUUUUGGACCUCCACUACGGCCACCUUAUGGACCUCGGCCUCUUCCUCUCUCUCUAGUUCGUGGAGCUCCUCCACCACCUCUUCCCAGAGAUUAUCCACCUGGCCCUCCAUUUGGAAUGAGAGACUUUCCACCAGGCCCACUACCACCUCCCCCUGACCAGAGAGGGUAUCUCCGUGGACCACCUCCUUUCCGGCCUCCACCCCUCAGAGAUUAUCCUCCAGGUCCACGGCUACCUCCACAAGGAUUAAGGGACUAUCCCCCUCUUCCUGUCAGAGACUUGCCACCUUCAGUACCUAAUGACCACCAAGGAGGUCCUCCUUGUCCUCCAUCUCCAGCUAGCUCACGGGACUCAGCACAUCAUCCGGAACAGAAACCAUGACUUUGGAUUUCUGGACUGUUCUCUAUCACGUUUCAGGUGGUGAGGAUUUCAAUGGCUUCAUCAGCAGAAUCAAUUCUGUUUCUUCCUUUAGACUUGGUUUCAGUGUAGCUUUUUUUUUUUUGGCAGAAAUUAUUUCUCUAGCAAUGCGCAUUUCGAUCACCUUUAAAUCAGGACUUGUUCAUCCUUUUGGGAUGCAAAUAUAAUUUUUCUGUGAAUGACCCUGAAGCCUGCUUCUACAGUUGUGGCCGACCCACAGCUCUCAACGUGCAAUAUAUGAAAGUACCUGUGUGGUUAGUUUUUAAUUAAUGUAGCCUAUGUAACAAGUUGGUGAAUGAUUUCAAAAUUAUAAUCUGAACAUUUCCUGUGGAAAUAGUUUCAGUAAGAAAUGCUACCCCUUCACAUUUAGCCUACAGUGACUGUAGACAAGUGGUUUACACAAGGAUUCCAAUACAGACCUUUUUAAAACAAGAUCAGAGGCAAACUACACUGUACUGGAAGGACAAAUCUACUAAUAAAGAGCAAGAUCCUUUUUUUGCUACAUUUGAAGAAUGAAUUUUGUUAAUACCAAAGUAAUUUUCCAUUUUGGCCAUAAACACAAGUUGUGAGUAGUUGUAAAGAUUAAGUGACAAGGAGUAAAUUGUCCCAGCAAGUGGAUUACUGUGAGAGAGGAGUGGACAGUAACAUGCUCUAAUUUAAGCACAAAAAAUGCUACUUGGAGCUCUUGAUGUCCAGGAAAACUCCAAAAUCAACUACAUGAAGCCUGAUAACUAAAGCUUGUCUGGGGAGUGAAAUGCAAAUUGAAAUACAGGCUUUUUUUAAAAAAAAAUGCUGGCUCAAAAAGGCAUGAAUUGAAAUGGUGCCUUUCUACAGCAAAUUACUUGGUAAUUUAAAACAGCAUGUUGUGUUAGUUCAAAAGGCUGUAUGAGCCAAAGGACUUUUCCUGCCUCUCCAGGAAGGCAUAUUGAUUCUCUGAAAAGCCAUGAGCUGUUGGAAGGUUGAAAUGAGGUAAUGAGCAGAGCCCAGUUAAGAAGAGUUGUCUGGAAAAGCUUUGGAGAGGGGGGUGGGCAUAGUGGAAAAGACUGCAUAGGAAAAUGGCUGCUCACACAAAGCAGGAAACCUAUUUUAAGGUCCCCUAUUUCACUUGGAUCCCAGAUGGCUAUGCCUAGUCACCUGGCAUCUGAAUAGGAGCCUAUCCUGAACUACAACAGAUAGUCCAGGCCCUGUUACCUUCCAGCAUGGGCGGUGUUCAUCAGAUGGUGCAGGCACAAGAAAAUUAUAAGACGAUGGGCCUCAGCCCUUCUCCAAGAGAGGAGUCACAGUGCAAGAAUCUCUCAGAGGUGUGACUUUUCAGCCUUCCUAUAGUGUACAGCUUCCCUUCCUGAAACCUCAUCCUUAAGGCCUUGGCAGGGUCUUCAUGAGAACUUCCAAAGACCAUUGCUAACACAGGGUGAGGUAACUUGUAUCCCUCCAGGUGUUUUGGCCUACAACUCCCAUCAGUCCUAGUUGAUGGAUGAUGGGAGUUGUAGGCCAAACAUCUUAUGCAAAACUUCAGCAGAUAGAAAUCCCCCAGUUAGAGAAGCAGAUGCCUUUUCAGAA
Elgaria multicarinata webbii is the source of this 7611-nucleotide messenger RNA. RefSeq names its product MIA SH3 domain ER export factor 3 (gene MIA3). Lineage: Eukaryota; Metazoa; Chordata; Lepidosauria; Squamata; Anguidae. The transcript is spliced from 29 exons. The record is from RefSeq and is a predicted model, not a curated record. Gene Ontology annotation, molecular function: protein binding. Gene Ontology annotation, cellular component: endoplasmic reticulum membrane; endoplasmic reticulum exit site. Gene Ontology annotation, biological process: protein secretion; vesicle cargo loading; endoplasmic reticulum to Golgi vesicle-mediated transport. Bases 1 to 6015 code for a protein of 2004 amino acids.